Molecule: messenger RNA, 342 nt
Organism: Staurois parvus
Lineage: Eukaryota; Metazoa; Chordata; Amphibia; Anura; Ranidae
Source: the annotation of a GenBank genome assembly
GGACAGGGGCGGACUGACCAUUUGGAAACUCGGGCACUGCCCGAGGGCCCGGGGUCAGUAGGGGGCCCCAUGAGAUGCCCCUGGUACCUUUUUCAUAGGCUUUUUUGAGUUUAAGCAAGGACACAGGGGCCCCAUCAUCCCCUAUUGCCCGGGGGCCCCAUGAGUUGUCAGUACGCCCCUGGCCCUGGAUAUUGUAACCCCUUAAGUGGCAGAGCACAUUUAGACCUACUCUAUUGGGAGGGUUUAUGGUCAUCUGAUGCCCCUGGUACCUUUUUCAUAGGCUUUUUUGAGUUUAAGCAAGGACACAGGGGCCCCAUCAUCCCCUAUUGCCCGGGGGCCCCA